AUGCGAACGCCGACCGAAGGGAAGCGUAAACAUUGUCUUGAAUUCAGUAAUAAACAACAAUCCAAUAAUAAUAAUUCUACAACCGCAGCUACAAGAUCAAUGAAUGUAAAUAAUAAUAACGAUUAUGAAAUUCACGAUGAUAUUAGAAUCUCAAAACAAGCGGUAAACUUCGCAAUGGAGAAUCAUCUGCAACCACAUAAAUUUGAAUGCAAUCCUAAAUUUAAAAGUAAUGAUCACAAACAAGGCGUCAAAUUUAUUCAAGAAUUCCUUCGAUUAAUUACAAAUGAUUUUCGUGAACAAAAUUCAACCUAUUCAAAACCGUUAGGUCUUGAAACGUGGUGGAUCGACCACAACGGAGAUAUUCAAGCUAUAACAAAUGAAAUUGACUUAUAUGUCUAUUUAUGUAAUGAAGAACACAUUCCAAAAGAAAUUGAACAAAUCAAAAUAACGCCACAUCUGCCAAAACAUCUUCCACCGCAGCGAUCUAUCAUGUUAAAAUGGGUUAGUUAUUUAAUAUUAAUUGAAGAUAUAAGCGAAGAAUUAAAUAUGAAGUUUGAAUCCAUUUAUUCUAUACAAGAAAUUGUAGGAACAAAGAACAACCGCAGUCGUAAUUUGAGAAUAGAUAUAAAGGACCGAAAAGAAUAUAACGAUAUUUUAAAUAAUGGAAUAAUUAAUUUAUCUGGAACUAUGUUCAACGUUGAUGAAUAUCUUCCUGCACCAAAACUAUUAAUUUGUACAAGAUGCAAUUAUCCAGGUCAUGUCAAAAAAGUAUGUACAAAUUCAGAGUGUGAUUUAUGUCGUAGAUGUGGUGAAGAUAAAAACAAUGAUAAAGAUCAUAAAGAAUGUGAAAUUUGUUGUCAUCAUUGUGGAGGAAAUCAUCUUUCAUGA
Molecule: messenger RNA, 888 nt
Organism: Didymodactylos carnosus
Lineage: Eukaryota; Metazoa; Rotifera; Eurotatoria; Philodinida; Philodinidae
Source: the annotation of a GenBank genome assembly